AUUCAGGUACCAGGUGGCCGGAAGGAGGAGCUGCCGACCUGGUAGGAGACAACCAAGACUUGCAUUAAAUCACACAGCCUACAAGUGGAGGAGACAGAAUUUGAACCCAGGUGUGACUUUUGAGCUGCAGCAGCCUGCCUCUGGGUGCUGACAGGAAGUCACAACCUGGCCCUGACUUCCUCUCCUAGGGAAGGGGCCACCGGAGAGGCCAGGACAGAGGAAGCAGGGCCCUUCUUUUCCCAAGGACUCAGUGUCUUCCAGAGGCAGUAUGUCAGAGGGGGUGGGUACGUACCGCAUGGUCCCUGAAGAGGAACAGGAGCUCCGUGCCCAACUGGAGCAACUCACAACCAAGGACCACGGGCCUGUCUUUGGCCGGUGCAGCCAACUGCCCCGCCACACCUUGCAGAAGGCCAAGGACGAGCUGAACGAAAGGGAGGAGACUCGCGAGCAGGCGGUGCGAGAGCUGCAGGAGCUGGUGCAGGAGCAGGCGGCCUCUGGGGAGGAGCUGGCCAUGGCCGUGGCUGAGAGGGUGCGGGACAAGGACAGUGCCUUCCUCCUGCGCUUCAUCCGCUCCCGGAAAUUCAACGUGGGCCGAGCCUAUGAGCUGCUCAGAGGCUACGUGAACUUCCGGCUGCAGUACCCUGAGCUCUUCGACAGCCUGUCCCCGGAGGCUGUCCGCUGCACCAUCGAGGCUGGCUACCCUGGUGUCCUCUCCACCCGGGACAAGUAUGGCCGAGUGGUCAUGCUCUUCAACAUCGAGAACUGGCAAAGUCAAGAAAUCACCUUCGACGAGAUCUUGCAGGCCUACUGCUUCAUCCUGGAGAAGCUUCUGGAGAAUGAGGAAACACAGAUUAACGGCUUCUGCAUCAUCGAGAACUUCAAGGGCUUUACCAUGCAGCAGGCUGCCGCGCUCCGGCCCUCGGACCUCAGGAAGAUGGUGGACAUGCUCCAGGAUUCCUUCCCAGCCCGGUUCAAAGCCAUCCACUUCAUCUACCAGCCGUGGUACUUCACCACGACCUAUAACGUGGUCAAGCCCUUCUUGAAGAGCAAGCUGCUCCAGAGGGUCUUUGUCCAUGGGGACGACCUCUCUGACUUCUUCCAGGAGAUUGAUGAGAACAUCCUGCCCUGUGACUUUGGGGGCACCCUGCCCAAGUAUGACGGCAAAGUCGUUGCUGAGCAGCUCUUUGGGCCCCAGGCCCAAUCUGAGAACACAGCCUUCUGAGGACAUCUGCUGCCACCUGAACUGUAGCUAGCACCCCUGGCCUCUCCUCCGCUGCCCUGGACCCACGCUGGGAAGGGGCUGCCGGGUUGGUGACUGUGCUCCCCCGAACCUCCCUAAGCUCCGGGGAGCCCAGGUGUCACCCUUCUCCCAAGUUGGAGGUGCAAUAAAGGAUGGG
Propithecus coquereli (Coquerel's sifaka) is the source of this 1397-nucleotide messenger RNA. RefSeq names its product retinaldehyde binding protein 1 (gene RLBP1). The transcript has 9 exons. Gene Ontology annotation, cellular component: membrane. Bases 269 to 1222 code for a protein of 317 amino acids. NCBI's taxonomy places the organism in Eukaryota, Metazoa, Chordata, Mammalia, Primates, Indriidae. The record is from RefSeq and is a predicted model, not a curated record. Gene Ontology annotation, molecular function: phosphatidylinositol bisphosphate binding.